Molecule: messenger RNA, 4408 nt
Organism: Macrosteles quadrilineatus (aster leafhopper)
Lineage: Eukaryota; Metazoa; Arthropoda; Insecta; Hemiptera; Cicadellidae
Product: acidic mammalian chitinase-like
Exons: 8
Coding region: 370-1815 (481 amino acids)
Biological process (GO): chitin catabolic process; carbohydrate metabolic process
Cellular component (GO): extracellular region
Molecular function (GO): chitin binding; chitinase activity
Source: RefSeq, a predicted model, not a curated record
GGUACUGUUUGUGUAGUGUUUACAAAAUAAAUUUGUAAUCAGCUUGUUGAAUUCUAUCUUUCUUUGUAGUAAGUUACAGUAGUAAUUUCCCUUUAUCGUCUUUAUUGAAAUUGUUUGCCAGCUUACAAGGACAAUAUAAUUAUUGACGCGCUUAACUACGCACUAGUAAAGCCAAUAUUAACCUCACAUUCAGUUAGGCUGUUUAUCAUAAAUUCAUUUAAUCAGUAAUCAGAGUAGUUUGUUGAAUAAGAGACAAUCAACAUAACUUCGAGUCAUUGACUUCUAAUAGAACUAGGAUUGUAAUUAAAUGAUUUUUUAGUGUCAAUUAAUUUUGUGUAUCGAACUCUAGGCUAACUUAGUAGCCUAACCAUGACAGUACCUCGAUCUGGACCUCAGGUUAAAUAUGAAUUAUUAGAAGAAAAUGCAAGAACUGCAGUGAAAACGAGCCACUUAUGGUCAGCAGUGCUAUUUACUAUAUUAGUAAUUUGUUCGUCAGUAAUAGGAGUAUAUUUAGCAUGGCAACAUAUGCUCGGUGCUACAAAAGAUGGGGACAAUGUUGAUUUUCUUAUGAUUGGCCCAAAGAAGUCUUAUCUAGCCAGUUAUCAGCGGUCGUCUCACCACCGAGGUGCAAUUUACACUGAUGCAAUCCUACGGAUGAAAACGGCCAAUUUGAGUCUCCCGCAGAUGCCUGCCCGGAGUAAGCCUCGAGCGGAGUCUGCACAAUACAAGCUGGUGUGUUACUACAGUCUGCCGCCCUCAGCACACGCUUAUCACCCGCUGACUCCAGACAAGUUGGACCCUCAGCUUUGCACGCAUAUCAACAUUGCGUUUGCCACUGUCGCCAACGGCACCAUCUCACCUACCGCUGACGGUGAUGUUAAGGAGUAUAAAGCGCUUGUGGCAUUGAAGAAGAAGAAUCCUGAACUAAAAGUGAUAUUAUCGGUUGAAUGGUUCUCUAGCACUGGAGAAUUUGCUUGGAUAGUGUCUACUGAAGAGAACAGAACGAGGUUUGUAAACAACGCAGUUGAGUUUCUGACAAAGCACGAGCUGGACGGACUAGACAUAGACUGGGAGUUCCCCUCGUGGCCGACGGUGGUACAGAACCAGACCAGCUGUUUCAUGGAGUUGUUGCGGCUGCUAUCAGAAAGGCUGCAUGCUACAGUCCCGCCAAUGACACUCAGCGUGGCGGCAGGGGCGCCCAAACAGAUCAUAGACCAGUCCUACAACAUCACUGCCAUGGCCGAAUAUAUAGAUUUUGUCAAUGUGAUGGCCUACGACUACCACAUGUACCAGAGCUAUCUUCCUCUGACUGGAGCCAAUGCGCCGUUGUACCAAAGGCCUGCAGAGCAAGGUGUCUUCACCACUCUCAACACCAACUGGACGGCUGAAUACUGGUUGUACAAGGGUAUGCCGAUACAUAAGCUAAUCAUCGGCAUACCCACCUACGGCCAUUCCUUCACGUUAGAUAAUGAAGCUAACCAUGGAUGGGAAGCGCCCAGUAGCGGUGUCGGUACUGUUGGGACGGACGGAUUUGUCGCAUACUACGAUGUUUGCUCCUUCAUGACUCAAUCCAACGCUCAGUCGGUGUUUGACUUUGAGAGCAAAGUUCCGUACGCUUUUAGACACAAAGAGUGGAUAUCGUUUGACAACGAGCAGAGCGUCGCUUAUAAGGCGGAGUUUGCCAAAGAGCAAGGUUUUGGGGGCGUGAUGGUCUUCUCCCUCAACACUGACGACUCCGACGCUACCUGUGAUGGCCGUACGAGGUUCCCUCUGACGCAGAGAGUACGCAACGUACUGCAAGACGACCAGUUGUGACAGGUAGAGAGAAGUCUCAACAUCGCACUCCAUCUGACUGGCAGCUGGUGAACUGUUUGUGUUUGUGUCAUGUUCAUUACUCAAGUGUCAAGGGUUUGAAAGGUUACCAUAGGCAUCAUCUUUGGCUUUGGAUACUAUAGUAGACAUUCCAUCUCACCAGCUGGUCUUCUUUAAUUUGUUUUAUGCUGCAUGACUGUAUUGAAGAUCAGGCUAUAGGAACCUGGUCUUGAAUAUACUUUUCCUUUGUUUUCUGUAAUGUAUGAAAAAGUUGAAAGUUUUCAAAUUUAAACAGACCAUAGUUGAAUGAACCUUAAAUAACCCUGUCAGUGAUACAACAUUUUAUUUAGUUUACAACAAGUUGUACUUUAAUUUGGCUUGGUUAAAAAGUUUGACAAGAGAAAUAAAACACUGAUCGACAACAGUACACUCUGGCUCGGGCUAAAUUAAACUACAUGCCUUUUGAUUUAAAAGCUAAUGUAUCAGCAAUCUGACUCAGACUUUCUCCCGUUCGCUUGUCAAAAACCUUUAUCAUGGGUAAGCGGUGGGUGUAACUAUGAUAUUUAAGAAAAUAAAAAAAGUUGCAAUACCUUUUAACUGUAUUUUUAUAGCAAUGGGGGAUUGAAAUAUUUAAUUAUAAAGAUCAUAACAGAAAAAUUUUAAUCAGAACUGGUUUUUUUAGAAAAAUCUGAAUUUCCGUUAUUUUACGACUUUUUAUGGAAAAAUAGUAUAAGCUGCAAUAACUUUUGAACUAUACUUUUUUCAGCUAUGGGAGUUGCACCAUUUUGUUCAGAAUUUAAAGGACUAUAACAUACUAAAUUUCUAUCAAAAUCGUUAAGGCCAUUUAAAAAAAAAAUUUGGGUUUUCCGUUAUUUUAUGGGGUUUAAUGGAAAAAUCUCCAUUAAAAAUAAAAUUUCAAAAAAAUUCCAAAAACACCUGGAGAUACCAUGUAUUAGUACCUACAUACCAAAUUUCAUCAAAAUCGGACUCCAGGUGUGGUCUGUAGCCCUGUACACAACAAACACAUACAGACACACACACAGACAUAACUUUGAAACCCACUUUUUUGGGUUCAGGGGGACCCAAAUUGGAUAUAUCCACUCAAAACUCAAAUUUUUUUAGAAAAACAGUACGGUACUUUCUUCAUUUACUAUGUAGGCCUAUAGAGGGAGAAAGUAAAAUUGGGAAUGGAAUGUAUCCAUAGUCAAAGACCCAUUGAGUGUUAUGACUGUUUUGUAAUGAAAGAACGUAGAUACAAAAUUUCUCACAUUUACUAACGUAUUCAAAAAGUAUGAGCAACCUUAAAUCAUUGCAGGUCUAAUUGUUGUCUAUAUGGCCUAAUAUGUUCAUGAGUUUUAUCCUACAACAAAUUAACUAUCUCUGUUUUCUAAAUGAUUAUCUUUAACCAUUGACCAUUUAUUCUAUGAUCGAAUAAGAUUCCUAUCCUUACGCAAUCCUUGGAACUGACUCUAAGGUCAGACUAUUUGGUUGAAUGCUUUGGUUAUUGAGUACCUACUCAAACAAGAUGUAGUUUCUAGUUGUUUUAAAGCUGUUUAUGCUGGUUAUUGUUAUUAUGUACUGCAAAAAAAAUUUCUAACAAAUCAAGCUUAAUAUUGUAACAAUUGAUUGAGUGGUGAAAUGUCUACGAAUGUAUUUGAGUUCAGGAAACUGUGAUAAACGAAAACAAUGACACAAAGACGACAGAAUUUAAUUUUUUAUUUACAGUACAAAAUUACUAACAAUAAUAAAAAAAUACAGUUGUAAAAGUUUAUUCAAAUCGAGAUAUAAAGAGUUUUGUUCAGUAUAACUUGGGAUAUCACUUACAGAUACCUAAAAUUGACAUUAAGUGUUGUUUUAAAAAAGUAUAAGAAACCAUGUUGAUAUUGUAUUUGCAGCUUGUAAAAUUAUCAUGAACGUUUGUUUUAUAAAUUUAAAUUAGUUAUGACAAAGGCAUUCCAAGAUGUUCUCUUGAAUUCAUUAUAUUUUAAUUUUGAUGCAUUAUUUGAUUUCCAUACAGUUUAAAUGUAUUUAAAGAUAUAUGUUAGUAACUUGUUGUAUAAAAUGUAUUUAAGAAGAAACUUAAUGUGUGUGUUUGUAAGAAAGUAAAAGAUUAAAUUUGUAUUAUUUUCUACUGAUAAAAUAUUCAUAUAAUUUUUUACAGGAUGAUUUGCAUGUUUAUAUGUAUAUUAAUUUUAUUCAAAUGUGUAAUGUUUAUAUUUAAAUUUAAAUAUACGUUUGAAUUAUAGUUUUAAACAGGCAUGUUACCAUAAGUUGAGUAUAAUCAAAUGAAAUGUACAUUAAACCAAUAAGUAAAAAAAAAUAUUUUUUAAGCAUAGAACCAUUUUAAUGUAAUCAUAACUGUGUACAUUUGGAUUCCUUUCGAUUCAGAUUUGUUUGUUUUUGCAAGGUUCCUCUUCAUAUUAGGUAUUGAAUCAAAUUCAACGUUUUAAAAGUCGCUUCUACUGAUGUUUGGUAUUGAAGAUGUUAUGCCAAGUAUUAACUUGCUGGAAAUUGAAGGGCAGAUAUACAGGGUGUCCCGGAACUCUCUACCAAUAUUUUAGGACAUUGCUCCUGGGUAAGAAACAUACCUAAAUAU